AUGGCUACCUUUUCGCAGCUGCCACGUGAAAUUCAGCAAGCCAUACUCGAUCAUCUGGUCGUUGACAAAGGAUACUUGACGCAAACCGAUCGUAAGAAUCUACUUGCUCCCAUGAGGGUCAAUUCUUUCUGGUUCAAUCAUACCUCCGACAUCCUGUGGAACAAUCUGUCCAACCUCGAAAGCACUUUCGCACAAAUGGGCUUCGACGACGACAGACGCCAGUUGUACGUCAACAAGAUCCGCAUACUAAACCUCCAUACUGCAAGAAUCUACUUCGACUUGAUCGAGCAUCUGAAGUUCCAGAGCUUGACGUGCCUCAAACUCAGAGGCGACCACAUGGGCAUUCUGCCAUUCUUGCAACCCAAUCUGAAGACUUUACAUUUCCACAGCAGCUUCGCCCUGACUCGCCACGAACUAAGACAGUUAGCUGUGUCCUGUCCCAAUCUACGCGAGCUGCAGAUUCUACCUCUUGCUGCCUCCAAUAGCAGGACACUUAUUGUCAAGCCUAAUUCUGAUCCCAUUGAUCCAGGAACCUUUUCUGCAUUCUUUGGAAGCUGUAAGAAUCUCAAAUCACUCACUCUUGGGAAAAAGCUACCCAGUUUCUUGAUACCAGCUGCUUUGACUGGGUUGCAUCCUCUCUCAGCUGCACAACUGGAGGAGAUAGUUCUUUCGAACAUUGAACCAGAAGCUUUGUCACAAGAGUCCUGCAAAAUCCUGGAGAGCUGCACUUCGUUGCGUAAAUUCGAAAUUCGAGAUAACUAUACUGGCAGUCCUGUUCCUGUGGCCAUGGUGCUGAAACACCUCACCACUAUGGCCAGUCUUCAGCAUCUACGUCUAGAUCAUGAUUUGGUUGGGGACGUGGUUGAAAACUGUAUCAGAGGCCAUAGCGCGCCCUUCAGAAAUCUGCAAUCUCUGGCAGUAAAGGGUGAUAUGUUGUCAAUCUCGAGUUUCCUUUCACUUUCGAUGCAAUCACUGACUCGACUCCAACUUGUUGUCGAAGAUCAUGCUCACCACAUAUGUCCAAGUCUCGCCCGCCUACAGAAUCUCACCUACCUCAAUCUGGUCAUUGGUAUCAAACACCAUGACUCCUUCACUGAUGGUGCGAGAUUCAAGCCACAACCUCACGAUUGGCAAGCCAUCUCAGAAGACAUGCAGGCCUUGUCAACUCUGAGCAAGUUGAGAUCAAUCAGCAUACGUCCCAUGAAUAUAAACCUCACAGCUCCAUGGAUGACAGAUGGCUACUUCAGCACCUGGACCAACAGAUUUCCCAAUCUGCGAGAUCUUGAAUUGGACAUCGAGUGCUUCAGCGAAUCUUAUAUUCGCGAUUUCAUCAUCCGAAAAUUCAUCAAGAACCCGAGCACCGUGGGCAUGAAACCUCUACAGUUGGAGGCUGGCGAAGAAGAUCCAUGGCGAAGGUCUGAUUUAGGUCCAGAUCAACCGAGAGUCACCCAAGUUCAUGCACAAGCGGCUGAUUUAUAA
Messenger RNA from Aureobasidium musti, 1479 nucleotides. NCBI's taxonomy places the organism in Eukaryota, Fungi, Ascomycota, Dothideomycetes, Dothideales, Saccotheciaceae. The record is from the annotation of a GenBank genome assembly.